This is a messenger RNA of Penicillium salamii, 3498 nucleotides long. The record is from the annotation of a GenBank genome assembly. NCBI's taxonomy places the organism in Eukaryota, Fungi, Ascomycota, Eurotiomycetes, Eurotiales, Aspergillaceae.
AUGCGGUGGUCUACCCUCAUCACCUUGAUUAUCUCAUGCUUGCUCUUGGGGGCACUGGCAGCACCCGCGUCGGGCCCGGUCCGACGGGAUGAGAUUGCCGAUGUAGAAGGAAAACAAGAUGCAGGCCCGACAACGGCAGAGAACAGUGCCAGUGAGGGUUCGGUCACGGCAACGCAGACAGAUGUAUCGGCCACAGCAACGGAUGCCUCAACAACGGCACAGCCCACGGCCACAGGUACUCAUGCCCUGACGACUGCCACACAGAAUGCCACUGCCACGACGUCGACGCCUUCCGCCACCUCAACUGUACCCUCGCUCGAUGGAACGACAAGUUCAUCACAGUCCGACGGGUCAGACUCGUCAAGGCCAACAUACACCAGUGGCCUUCCUAUCACGCCCAAGAUCACGCCGGCGUUUGGAGUAGGAGGAUUUAUAUUGAUGGCACUUGGAGCCGUGUUGGCCUUUAUUGGUGUUCGCAAACAAUGGGUCCAAAUCUUCCUCUCCACUGGGUUCUGUACUGCAUUGGGAGUCACUGUCCUAAUCAUCUAUGUCAUGAGCCCGCCUGUCAGCAAUGCCGUGCAGGGUGGCUAUUUGGUUGCAAUUUUCUUCACCGGUGCCGUCUUUGGUGGUCUCUCCCUCGUUUUCAGAGAGAUUUGUGAAGGGCUCGGAUGCCUUUUGGGUGGAUUCUGUCUGAGCAUGUGGUUCUUGACCCUGAGGCCUGGUGGUCUGCUUACGGAGAGUGGUCCCAAGGCUGGAAUGAUCAUUGCAUUCGCUGCUGGGUUCUAUUCCUUGUGCUUCAGUCACUACACCCGGCCUUACGGCUUGAUUGGCUGCACGUCUUUUGCCGGUGCAACCGCAUUGGUGCUCGGAAUCGAUUGCUACAGCCGAGCUGGAUUGAAAGAAUUUUGGCUCUAUAUCUGGGGUUUGAACAACAACGUGUUCCCUCUCAGAACGAAUACCUAUCCUGUGACGCGUGGUAUUCGGGUCGAGCUUGCGGCAACCAUCAUAGUCGCGAUCCUGGGCGUAAUUUCCCAGGUCAGACUAUGGAAUGUUAUCAAGGAACGCAGAGCCAAGGAGGAGGAUAUUCGAAAGGAGCACAACAGGAAGAUUGAAGAGGAAGAUGCUGAGGCCGGUCGACGCCUGGAGGAAAAGAACAUCCAGGAGCGCGCCGAAUGGGAACUCAUUUAUGGCAACGGCAAGGGAGCCGAUGUUAAGACAGCCUCCGUUUCUGAGACCGCAGUCGGUGACUCGCGCCGGGGCUCGGAUGGAUAUACCUCCUCCGACAACGAGAAGGGCGCCGACAUUGAACUUAAGGAAGUGCGAAGCCCGGAUUCAUCCGGCAGUGCUUCAGGCAGUGAAAAGAACAGCACUGGCGAAGAUGGUUCUCGGGAAUUGGAGCCUGUUCCGGAGGAGUCAUCUCAAGAUCAACAACGAGAGGGAGAUCAAGACCCGCAACAUGGCCCAGAAACCGACCCCAAGGGCCACCGACCUACAACUCCUGUGACCCAUGCCCUUGGCGUGGCCCGUGACGAUGCCUCCGAGAAUGGUGCCAUCAUCGGUUCGGAGGUUGGAACACCGCGCCCAAAACGUUUCUCGGGCAGAGACAUGACCAACCGAGCAUCGAUGCUUUCGCAGGAGGCCAUGGUCAUCCAUGAUGAUGCCAAUUCGUCCGUUCAAGGCGUAGCGGAUGACCUUCACGACGUAAGCGUGGGCUGUCCGAGUGUUGCAUCUGACGUUCAAGAUCCCAUCCAAGUGACUGAGCGUGAGGUAGAACCUUCAGAGAAAUCGGUAAACAAGGAAACCAUGGCUGUCGACAUCGAUGCCAAGUCCAAUGUUGGCUCACAGGCUGCUCAGGAUGACAAGAAUGCUCAGAAUGAAAGUGCUGUAAAUGAGCACGCUGCCGAGAAAAUUGUCUCCGAAGAAGCGAGUGCCAAUCAAACUGUUGCGCAGUCAGAACCUGUCAAGAGCAUUGUCGCAGCCGCAAGCUCCGGGAAGGACUCGGGCACAUCCAAGGCAGCCGAGCAGCCUGUUUCACCUGAUGUCCCCGCAACGGACGCCCAACCCAAUGCUGUGGCCAAACUUGUCAAGGCCGCGGAAGCAAAGGCUCAGCCGACGUUGGAGCCUUCGCCUUUGAGCGUUGAAAAGGUUGAAAGCGUGAAGAAUACUAGCGAAAGUCGGCCUACAACUGCUGCCACAGCCAAGCCUGAGUCCACGCCGGAGCCUGUCCAGGAGCCAGUUCCUGAACCAACUCCCGAGCCGGUUCCCGAGCCAAAGAUCGAGCCGCCAAAGGUUGAGCCAAAGGUCGAAGUGAUCAAAAGACUGGAUGCAAGCACAGUCAAGGCACUUCCCGAACAGACAUCACGAGUUAUCCAUUCUUAUCGCACCAAUGAGUGGGCCAAACACCUUGCAGAUGCUGAUACCCCCGAAUGGGAGCCAAUUGAGUUCGAUCCGGAGCCAGAGCUACAGGAAUCUGAUGAAGUUCACGAGGCCCCAGCCGUUGUCGAUGUUAGCAGCCUUCUCCAGACGCCGCUAACAGCCCAACCAGCCCCCAUCGUGAACAGGCCUGAGCUUCCAGAGCUGGAGCAACAGCCGUAUGAAUAUAUCUCGUCGACACCGGGCCCUGAAAUUCCCCGGUCGAAGACACGCACUGGUGCUCAGGGUCUGACGACUAAAGCAAUCCCACCUCCUAUCACUCGAAUCGAGUCACCAGCUGCAGUGCCCAUGAUGCGGUCAUCUUCUGGUCCAACCUCGCCAGUUCAAGAGCAGCAAGGAUUGAAAAGCUCGCGUAAUGCAUCCACUCCUUUGUUGACAAUUACCACGCCCAAUGAGCCAAAAGAAACCGAACCAUCACCACGCUGGAGUGGUCCACCUCCCCUGCUUGCCGUGCGCGAGGAUAUGGUGCGGAACCGCAUGUCCUCAACAUCCAACCGCUUCGAUCCCUGGUCUUCCCGCAAUCAAUCCCGCCAGUCUUUACCUGAAAUUCCAAAUGUCGCGUCCCCCAUCUCCCCCAUUUCUCCCAUUUCUCCCAUUUCUCCCAUUUCUCCAAUGUCCCCACUCUCCGCCCCGCAAGAAAGGGACGAAGAGUACCAUGGUCCUCAUGACGAAGACAACAUCCCCCUCUCCAAACGUCGCGCCUUGCUUCAACGUCAAACUAUGCAGUCUUCUUCAACAAGUCUCCACAGUGUGGAGGCUGCAUCACCAAUCCAAUCCCCGCCUUCUCCUUCCGGUGACCUGAACAGGUCUGCUUCAAGAAUGGCAGCAUGGCGACAGUCUAUUCGCGAGGAAAUCACCCAAAAGCGUGAUGUUCACUCGCCGCCCAUCAGCCCCGUGAGUCCCAUCGAUAAACGCAAUACGUGGGGCUCUGUGCAGCAGAUGCGGGAAGCCUCCUCUACCCAGCUUGGAAAUGCCAUUGCCGAGGGUAUGCAGCGGGGCAGCAUGACGGAUCUCCAUCGCCAGGCGAUGCGACGCAUGCAAGCUUCGGCGAACCGCAAGCUGUGA